Messenger RNA from Naumovozyma dairenensis CBS 421, 765 nucleotides. RefSeq names its product thioredoxin peroxidase PRX1 (gene PRX1). The coding region runs from base 1 to 765 and encodes 254 amino acids. Gene Ontology annotation, molecular function: thioredoxin peroxidase activity. Gene Ontology annotation, biological process: cellular response to oxidative stress; cell redox homeostasis; cellular oxidant detoxification. Gene Ontology annotation, cellular component: mitochondrion; cytosol. Lineage: Eukaryota; Fungi; Ascomycota; Saccharomycetes; Saccharomycetales; Saccharomycetaceae. The transcript has a single exon. The record is from RefSeq and is a predicted model, not a curated record.
AUGCUCUUCUCAAGACAGUUGACAACUAACACAUUCCGUUUAAUGACCCCUAUAGGGAAAAGAUUCCUAUCAGGUCAUACUUUACGAAUCAAUUCUCAAGCACCCAAUUUUGAUGUAGACAGUACUAUCGGUAAACUUAACUUCUACGAAUAUUUAGGUGAUUCAUGGGGGGUAUUAUUUUCGCAUCCUGCAGAUUUCACCCCCGUGUGUACCACUGAAAUGAGUGCAUUUGCAAAAUUGAAACCAGAAUUUGAUAAGAGGAACGUUAAAUUAAUUGGGUUAUCUGUGGAGGAUGUAGAGUCUCAUAAUAAAUGGAUUAAAGAUAUUGAAGACAUCUCGGGUGAAUUCGGGUUCAAUUUGAAUAGUAAUGACAAAUUCGGUUUCCCCAUUAUUGGAGACGUUGAUAAGAAAGUUUCCAUGUUAUAUGAUAUGGUUGAUGAGGAGGCAUUUAAAAAAUUGCAAGAUGGGGCAAAGGACAAGAAGGGUAUCGAUGUUGCCACUAUCAGAUCUGUAUUCAUUAUUGAUCCAAAGAAGAAAAUCAGAUUAUCCUUCAAUUAUCCAGGUUCUGUAGGUAGAAACACUUCUGAAGUGUUAAGAUGUAUUGAUGCGUUACAAUUGAGUGAUUCAAAAGGGGUAGUUACACCUGCAAAUUGGAGUGUUAAUGAUGAUUUUAUCAUCCCACCAAAGGUGUCUGAUCAAGAAGCCAAGGAGAAAUUUGGUGAUUUCAAGAAGAUUAAACCUUAUUUGAGAUUGACUAAAGGUUAG